Macrosiphum euphorbiae (potato aphid) is the source of this 270-nucleotide messenger RNA. The record is from the annotation of a GenBank genome assembly. Lineage: Eukaryota; Metazoa; Arthropoda; Insecta; Hemiptera; Aphididae.
AUGCAUACUCGUGGGAAUCAUAUGGAGAACCUCAAAAAACCAAACCGACUUGAUACAAUGGACAAAACAAACGCAUCGGAAAACAGCAACAAUGGAGAAUAUGGAAAACUUAAAUACAAAUAUGGCAUUAGGAACACCUUAGAGAAAGCGGGGUCGUCUACUUCUACUGAAAAGGUAAAUUUUUCUCGUAGUUACGAUUUACAAUAUUUCCAACACAAUUUUUCUUCUAAAUUCGUAGAUGUUUAUUGUGUAUGCACUAUGCAAACUUAA